Molecule: messenger RNA, 10924 nt
Organism: Cavia porcellus (domestic guinea pig)
Lineage: Eukaryota; Metazoa; Chordata; Mammalia; Rodentia; Caviidae
Gene: Slc24a2
Product: solute carrier family 24 member 2
Exons: 11
Coding region: 303-2300 (665 amino acids)
Biological process (GO): intracellular calcium ion homeostasis; calcium ion transmembrane transport
Cellular component (GO): plasma membrane
Molecular function (GO): calcium, potassium:sodium antiporter activity; calcium channel activity
Source: RefSeq, a predicted model, not a curated record
GGCUCACUUCGCCCUGGAGGGUAGAUCGCUUAGAGUGGAGCGGUGAGUGUGCAGAGGGAGCCCAGCUCCGAUGCAGCUGGUGCGGCACCCCAGGAGUGAGCCUGUCCCUGCCGGCAGCCCGGGCCAGCACUGUGACAGUCCCCAGAGCUCAUAAAUGCUGAAAAUUUCCCUUGAAGCCUAAGAAGCCCUGAUUGUGGAAGUGCCCCACAAACACUGUUAACCAUAAAGUAAGGAAGAGCAUGACCGAGCUGUCUGCUUGAGUCUGAACUUUGAAGAGCACCGUGUCCACCGAAAUACACAGGAUGGAUCUGCACCCAAACAGCACCAUCAGUCUCCUUGAGAAAUGGUGUUCAGAGGCAUCACUGCCUGGCUGCAGGAGGCAGCGUAAUAUGAGGAAAAAACUGAAGUUAAUUCGCAUUUUAGGCCUUUUCAUGGGCCUGGUAGCCAUUAGCACUGUUCCGUUUUCAAUCAGUGCCUUUUCUGAGACAGACACGCAGAGCAAAGGAGAGGCCAGGGUUGUCAGUGGCCCUAGUGUAGCACACAGUUACCAUCAAAGGACACUCUUAGAUUUAAAGGAUAAGAUCUGGGAUUACACUUCACAGCCACCUCUUUCCCAGGAAGGCAAAUCUGAGAACAGUACAGAUCAUGCCCAAGGGGACUACCCUAAAGAUAUCUUUUCCCUUGAGGAGCGAAGAAAAGGCGCCAUUAUUCUCCAUGUUAUAGGAAUGAUCUACAUGUUCAUAGCCUUAGCCAUCGUGUGUGAUGAGUUCUUUGUUCCCUCUUUGACCGUCAUCACUGAAAAACUCGGCAUCUCUGAUGAUGUGGCUGGAGCCACCUUUAUGGCUGCGGGGGGCUCAGCCCCAGAACUUUUCACCUCCCUCAUAGGAGUAUUCAUUGCUCACAGCAAUGUGGGCAUAGGCACAAUCGUAGGUUCCGCAGUGUUCAAUAUCCUUUUUGUUAUUGGAAUGUGUGCUCUGUUUUCCAGAGAAAUCUUAAACCUGACCUGGUGGCCACUCUUUCGGGAUGUGUCCUUCUACAUUGUUGACUUGAUCAUGCUGAUUAUAUUUUUCCUGGAUAACGUUAUCAUGUGGUGGGAAAGCAUGCUUCUCCUCACAGCUUAUGUUGGCUACGUGAUUUUCAUGAAGUUCAACGUGCAAGUAGAAAGGUGGGCGAAGCAAAUGAUAAGUCGCAAUAAGGUUGUCAAGGUGGCAGCGCCAGAAGUUCAACCAAAGUCAUCCACAGACAGAGAGAAGGAUGACCCAGCUCUACCGGCUAAGCCACGUCUCCAGCGAGGUGGAAGUUCUGCCUCCCUCCACAACAGUCUCAUGAGGAAUAGCAUCUUCCAACUUAUGAUUCACACUCUGGACCCACUUGCUGAAGAACUUGGAUCAUAUGGAAAACUAAAAUAUUAUGACACAAUGACUGAAGAAGGGAGGUUCAGAGAAAAGGCUUCAAUUCUCCACAAGAUCGCCAAGAAGAAGUGCCAAGUGGAUGAGAACGAAAGGCAGAAUGGGGCUGCCAAUCAUGUUGAAAAAAUCGAACUCCCAAACAGCACGAGCACAGAAGUCGAUAUGACACCAUCCAGUGAGGCUUCAGAACCUGUACAGAAUGGAAAUCUCUCCCACAGCAUUGAAGCCGCAGAGACCCAGCAGGCCACAGGGACAGCUGAGGAAGAAGACGACCAACCCCUCAGCCUGUCCUGGCCUUCCAACACCCGCAAGCAGGUCACAUUCCUGAUUGUCCUCCCUAUAGUGUUUCCUCUCUGGAUCACCUUACCUGAUGUUCGCAAGCCUUCAUCAAGGAAGUUUUUUCCCAUCACAUUCUUUGGCUCCAUCACUUGGAUCGCAGUAUUCUCUUACUUGAUGGUCUGGUGGGCACACCAGGUUGGAGAGACCAUCGGCAUCAGUGAAGAGAUCAUGGGUCUGACCAUCUUGGCUGCUGGGACCUCCAUCCCUGAUCUUAUUACCAGUGUCAUAGUAGCCCGGAAGGGGCUGGGGGACAUGGCAGUAUCCAGCUCUGUUGGAAGUAACAUUUUUGACAUCACUGUAGGGCUCCCACUGCCCUGGCUCCUGUACACCAUCAUUCACAGAUUUCAGCCCGUGGCUGUCAGCAGCAAUGGCCUCUUCUGUGCCAUUGUCCUCCUCUUCAUCAUGCUGCUGUUCGUUAUCCUUUCCAUUGCGCUCUGCAAAUGGCGGAUGAACAAAGUGCUGGGCUUCAUCAUGUUUGGCCUCUACUUUGUGUUUCUGGUGGUCAGCGUCCUCCUGGAAGACAGAAUUCUUGUGUGCCCUGUCUCCAUCUAGCAGAAAAGCCAUAUCUUGAACCAAGAGCAUGGAUGGCCCUCUCAACUCUGCGCACUAGGCUCUUUGACCGCUUGAGAAGCAGCAGCUGGCCAGAGCCCUGGGUGCCAACCAUCCCUCUCGAGUGGACUGGAGGAGGGAUGGAUUCACCCUUGCCUGCUGAAAUGACUCCACGCCAGACACAAAGGGAACCACCGAUAGGGGCUUCUCUAUUCACCACUGACAGGUACUCCUCGCUGGUCGGAGGUACAUUUAUUGUAAUGAUGCAAACAAGGACAGAAUCUAAAUAUACACAUAUAAAGUAUACAUAUUAUAAAUAUACACACAUGAACACACAAAUCCUGCCUGUUCCUGUACUAUGCCUCUCCUUCUACACCUGUAGAUUAAUAUAUAACUGUACACAAAGAAAGAAAAAUAUAUAUAAAAUUAUAUAUAUAUAAGUACAAAUGCAUCUUUUCAGGGAUAGCUCUAGUAUAUUUAUAGUACCUAUUUUAAAAUGGGCAUCGACCUUCAGCCUUUAGUCUGGGCUUUACCUCAUAAGUGCAAGAGGUGAAAUGAUACCAACAAGUGGAGGUGGCAUUGCUGUGACUUUUGGCCUACCUUGGAAUUUACUGAGAUCCUGCCUAGUAAGGUGGAUGGUUUAGGGAAACAGUUUGCAGGGAGGAGGGCUUAGCAGAGAGGCUAAAGGGCCCUGAGUUGAGCCUUCCAAAAUGAUCCCACAAACCAAACAAGGAAGACCAUAUGCCUACUCCUACUGGGGUGCACUGAUGUGACCCUCUCACCAGGUAUUUAGGACGGAGAGAGGUAAAACCCAGACUGGACUGACACUAGCUUGGGGGAGGGUGGUGACCAGGAUUGGAUUCGUUUCUUUUCUUUUUUUUUCUUUUCUUUUCUUAAUUCCCCAGCAUGCAAAUAGAAAAUAUGACUGCAAACCAAAUUAGUGCUUUUCUAGGACAGCAAAAGUAUAUAAACUGAACCUAUAUUGUUCCAGCACAUAUCCCAUUAACAUCAAAAGAAGGAGAGCAGUUUUUGCUGUGACAUCCUUUAGAUGUAUUUUGAAGCUAAGGGCUCACAUAUAGUCAAACGCCUGCCAGAAGAGCCUAGAUGUGUGAUAGAAACACCAUCCAGUAGAGGUGCUCAGCCAGACGUGCCACCUACUGGAAAUGUAAAGGAGCAGCUCCAAAAAGCAUUUUCCAGUGUGGUCAAAAAGGGCUUCAGUGUCUAAGAAUCAUUAUUUCCAACAGAUCUAUAUUAGCUGUAAUCAAUACUGCUUGGAUGGAGACAGUUUAGAGAUGUUUGCAAAGACAGUACACUUGGGCACCCCCAAAAGGUUUCUGAGUUCUGUUAAAGGGUUUAGUUAGAGCCCAAGAAAAUUCUGUGUCUAUCUGAGGCUUUUUCUGAUUUUUAGAGUACACUGAAGACUAUAUUCCAUAGCUUCAUUAUACUGGUUUCAAGCCAAUUACCCCACUGUUUUGAUUUCUUAAUUUUGCUCAGCUUUUCAUGGGACAUGUGCCCUUCAAGUUCUAUUUGACAUUUUGUAUUAUUUCUCAGGUCUACUUCAGUGGAAAAUAAAACUAGCAGGGUAUGGGAGUGAACAAACUAAAUCAAUGAAAAAUAUGUAGAACCUUCAUUUCUCUCAAGUAAACAGAGGAUGGCCCAUUACUGUGUGUCCACCAUGCAUCUAAGUGGGCACCUCCCACAUGUGUACAUACGGAGUUCACCAUGUGUGUUCAUGUCUCCAGUCGAUUCUGCCUGCUCCGAUUGUGUGAUGAGCACAUACUUCUUAAUAUAGGGAGACAGGAGGUAGGACUCACAGUUGAACACCAAGAUGAGGUGACCAGAGCCCCAGACCAAGGUCAUUCCUCCUUCCAUGAACCCUCAGCUUCCUCUGCAGAGCACGGCGACAGCAGGAAGUGCCCAUCCUAGCUCUUCACUGCAAAGGGGAGCCCCCGCCCCGAGAAAGCAAGAAAUCAAGUUUCUGCCACUUAGGAUGCUUGUUUUCAAGGCUCUGCAACUGUGCAAAGUUGGUUUUUCAGAUGUGUGGGAGGAAGAAAACUGUGUCUCAUUCAUCAAAGGCAAGAUUUAGUAUUAAGUCAAGAAUUUGUUAUGUGUUUAGAGUAAGAGUGAGAAAGUGAACUUUUAGUUUUAAAACAAGUUGUUAAGCCUGUAUAUUACUUGAAGGGGAGCACAGAUGGUUAAUGUGUGAAUCCUAUUUUACUGACUGACUUGUGCUUUUUUAAAAGGUUCAAAUAGGUGACUUUGGACACCAGAGGUUUGUUGUCACCUGUUCUGAUUUCAGCAAUUCCUGAUCCUCCCCUGCCUGCUCACUCUUUUUCACUCAUUCCUAGCUCACAGUGAAGACUCAUGCAAACAUUCAGCAAGAAUUUUACUUGCCAAAGAGUUGGUAGCUGCAUUUCAUAGGUAGUGUUUGGUCUUUGAUGAAAAGUUGCUUCAGAGAAGACAACAUUUCCAAGCUGAGUUCCCACAUGAAUGCUGUGCAGUCAGCGUGGCCUGAGGAAGGAGUGUUCCCUGGCCGAAUGGUGGACAGGCACCUUCCAUGUAUGUGGCGAUGUGUUAGUGCAGAAUCAUUUACACUAUUUCAAGAAACUUUCCACAUCCAGGUUUUCAUCUUUAAACUCUUUCCUGCAUGCCUGUGUGUGUGAAUACCAGAUUUGUACAAUAUCAGCUACAUCAUCACCCUGUGAACCAGUCACAUUCAGAACUCCAAAGCAAAGAGCAUUAAGUUUGCCAAAGUCAAAGAAAAGAAAAGUUAUGCACACCAACCAAAGGGAACAUCUCUUCCUUGUCUCAUAAGGUUGCUUGGUUCUAUGCACAUAUGUAUACAAACAUACACAUAUGCACUUAUGCAUUCCCAGCUCCAUAAUAUACAUUUAUAGCCUUAAGGAAAUGGCCAGCCAUAUCCCUACUGGUGAUCCAGAGGCAAAGAGUAUGCAACAGAAAGCACAGAAGAAAAAUUCAGACUGCAGAUACCCUCUUUGCUUCUCUGGAGCACACACAAAAUAAUAGCAAAAUUUUAUACCAACAUCUUACUAAAUCUAAAAUGAAUGAGUUGCACCCUAAUGGUUUCAUUUACUCACAGCAAACCAAAUAGAUCUUGCUUUCUUGCUGUCACCUCUCUUGUACCCAGGCAGCCUUAGGAUAGAAAACAAUGCAAACCAAAAAUGCUAUAAUAGAAACUUCUAAAUUGCAUCUAAGAAUGCUCACAACAUAUCCAGCUGCCCUCCUGGCCUGACCAAUACCUAAUGAGCUGAAGCACCUAAAAGAGGCUGUUGUUUAUCUUCCCAGGACCUAAGCUGAGUCAGGUGAUGACUGAUCAGGAAAGUCAAAUACAUGUGCAGGGACCAAAGGGUAGGGUUGCUUGUCAGCUUGGCAGAUGCAACAGAACAUCCUAAAAUUUUGCCUGGAAGAUUAUCAAAAGACACAGGAUAAAUGCUUUGUAAGACUUCUAACAGGUGUCACCUGACAGAGGAUGUUAUAAUUUAUUUUAUAGAGAAGACAUGAAUCAGGUGAUUUGGAGCCCUUUCAGCAAAACACAGCUGCCUCGCUGAUUAGACAUUUGAUCAUGUCAAUGAACAUGCAUUCCUGGGCAGAGAGGAAGCUGGCAAACUACCCGCUGUUGCUCACAUCUUUUAAAUGUCUCCAUAACAGUGAGAUAGGAGAUGAGCUAUAAUGGAAAGCGCAGCAUGCCUGGGCCAACUCACCAGAAAGUUGAUCAUGGAAAAGACAACUGGUAGACCUGCUUGCCAAACAGAGUUGAAGUUGGGACUUGGUUAAAAUAAUGCCCUGUUUAAAUUACUGCGCUGAAGUAUUUGAAAUAGUUCUGAUGGUCUAUCUGCAAGCAGUUCACAAAAUUUCAGUGUGCUUUCUUUCCCAUAUCUACAUGCACAGGUACACAUACACAAAUUAUGUGAAUGUUAAGUUUCUUGUACCCAGAUUGCUACUCCAGUAAGUAAGUGACCAUAUUAUAGAUAGCAGCACUGCUCCAGACAAAAUAAAGUUGUUCUCAGAGUGAUUUCUGAGGAAGCAUGCUACAGAAGCUAAUACUGAUUCUUGCUAAGCCAUAUCUUACACAUCACCUGGCUUAAUAUUUUUAAGAUACACCCUCAAGCCCUACCUACAUCCCCCUCAACACUAUUUUCUUCAAUUAGCCGAUAUGGUCUUAGCAUUAAGAGUUGGUAAAAGGCAAGAAAUAGGAAGAGAAGAGAAAUUAACUGACUUUACCAGGAUUUCUAAGAAACUGUCACAUUCAAAUGUAUGUUUAUGUCAUUUAAAGUGAUUAAAAAUAUCAGGUUUUUCUAAACAACUAAAAAAGCCUAUAUAUAGUCCUAGAUUUUAUUUUAAAUCUCACCUCUGGAGGCCUUGGGAAACAAAGGUAAUCAUGUCCCUUCCCUCCUGUCUAUUUGAGUUAAGCUCCCUGCCUCUGUAUUUUUGUGCUUCUUUUUUAAUCUCAUGUAUUCAUGUUAUUUGAAAUACAUAGCAAACAAGCAAAGCAAUAAAGGAAAUAUAGCCAACUCAACUCUAUUAUUUAUUAUUACAGCAUUGCAAUAUUCCUUUCAUUUCGCUAAGAGUUUCAGGGCUACGUAGGCUGUGGUACCAGCAGAAAAACUCAUGCUAGCUAUAUAUAGAAUGAAUGUGUUUUCCACAUAAUCCCCAAAGAAGGUGCACAGAACCCUUUUACACAUCUCCUUCACCUACGAAAAAUCAGCCUUUCUCACAACGUGUGAACUCCAGAGCAUUCAGUCUGGCUAGUGAGUUUUCAUUAUGGGAAGAUUAGGUGAUAGGCAAAUUCAAAUGAGUUUAUGGAUAGUAAUGGGCUGCGUGGAGCACUUUGUUACUCAGUCAGAGCACUUUUUACUACAUGAUUGACAGACUGGAAAACCAAAAAGAAUUAUUUGAAAAUAGACAAAUAACCUAAGUCUGAUGGACUGCCUUGAGUACUCAUAGGCUGCCACCAAAGAUUCAAUUCCAUUAAGAGUUUGUCCAGUUUAUCACCAUAAUCCAAAGAAUAGCAUCCUCUAGGAGAGAGAUCCCAGCAGAGAUGUUCACGGUAUAACCAAGUUCCACGUUUAACAAUCAUCAGUGUUGGAAAAGUCUCUGACCAAGUUAACCCUGGGUCCUCCAGUUGAAGACUUAACCUAUUUUUUCUUUUUGGAAGAAACUACAUGUGAGCACUUUCCACUCUUUACCUUAGUAUUUGGACCUCCUUUUAUCCAAAGUAUUUUUACAUUUUUAUUUUGAAGUCUUUUUUACCCUUUUAAUUGUUUUUACAGUUCUUCUGUACUACUACACUUUAAAUGCUCUACUGUGUUCUUAAAUGAUUGUACCUUAUGACCGAUGAUGACACAAGCCUAAGUCUCAACAGUGCUGAAUUGUAACCUUGAGCUUCAAGCUUCACUCCCUUGUUAUGCACCUCUCUUGCUCUGACCUUUUAAAAAGUCACACUGUGCUGCUAAUUCACAUUUAUCUUUGUUCUCUGUGGCCCCUGUAUGAAGCCAGGUAUCUCCCAGCCAGCCUGAUACAUUUGCAUUGGUGUCUGCCUAUUGGGAGCCCCUCUCCUCUUGGCCUUUUUAAGUCCCUUUUUCCAACCCCACUUCUACAUUUGAAGUCUUAGCUGGACCAGUCCUUACCCUUCUGCAAGGUUCUCACCACCAACUUCCCACUUUACUUGAACUUGGAAAGACUGACAAGCAUUUUCUCCUACUCCUCCUCGUUGAUGUGAAUAUUGGAAAAAGCCAGACCUCUUCCUCCAAUGUGUUUUGUGUAACUGACUGCUUCUUGGGGGGCAGUCUCUGCUGCUAAGAUGUGGGCAGGAUUCACCACCACAGUUAAGCAAGGGAGUCAGAAUACCUUCAGAGGACCAGUCUUGCAUACACCAGCAGGGGUUUGUUCUCCAGUGAGAAACAUCAACACGGAGCACAGCAUUAUCCUGCAAUACCGGUGAGGUCCAGCUCACAAAGUCUGCUUUCAAGGUUAUUACCCCACAUUCACAAAGAGCUCAGAAUAGGAGACACACCACUUUAGAUCAUUCCAACAAGCCGGGCUUAUGCUCACCUCCAUUGAUUUACCAAAAGGAAUUAAUAUUUUCAUUUCAAAUAGAAAGUCAGGGAAGGCAAGUUCCUUCUUAUCUACUAGUACUGCGGUGUGUUCACUUCCUCAUGUGGAAAGUGGGACAGAAGCUGUAAGGAGGCUGAUUAGUGUCCUAGCCUAAGAAAAUCAUCUACGGCUCCCCAUAAAGGCAGAAAUUUUCUCUUGCUGUCUUGCAUGUUGGGUUGCAUAUUUCUUCAAAACAGAUCUAUAAGUAACUGAAGAUUUGGGUACUAAUGGUUCUGUAAAACACUCAGCUAACCAAAAGAGAAAACUAAUUUUUUAAAUAAUGUCAGACAAAAAAUGAGGAAAAAGGUAAUAUAAGUCUGAGUGCUUGAAUAAAAUCAUUUCAAGGAUGAAAUUGCAUGUGUGAAUUAAGGGUAGAUAACUUUGCCAUUUAAUUAAAUGAAUCUCCAGUGCUCAUCAGAAUAAAACUGAAAGACAAUGGAUGCCUUUUGGGUUUUUUAAUUUUUUAAUAUUGCACUUUAUAGUACUUCAUAAGAGACAAUUGUCUUAAUUAAAGCCAUAAAAUACCAAUAAUACAUAUAUUCAGGGCUUCUGAAUAUAGAAACUCAAUAAGCAGUCCAUGAGUCAUUCCUGUUUUGUAUUGUUUGUUGUAAAUUGGAGUUUAUCUGUUCUAUUUUUAUUACCUAUGAUUAUUGUUCUAGACAAUCCUAAUCUACUAACAAAUUUCAGAUGUAUACUUUAAUAAAGCUGUUUGAAAAACUGAUGAAAUUAUUGAUUUCACAAAAGCAUUCUUCAUUUUCAGAAUAGGUUGUUAUACACUUCCUUUAAAUAGCAAAUUCUAAUACUACAUUGAAAAAUAUUUCCUUUUUAAAAAUUAACUUUUUCAGGAACAUUUGUUAUGCAAAGCAAAGUUCACCCAUAUGGAAAUGAAAUGGAUAAUUAGCAAACAUACCUGGGAAAUUUAAAAUGUGCUUGAGUUUUUAUGUAAAUACAGGAUAAAUCUAAGAAGUUCCCUUAUAAAAAUGGCAAAUAGAGAUGAAACUCAUCAGUAAUUUCUUAUGACUAAAUUAGUAACCUUUUCUGGGAGGACAUGAAAAACAUCAGAUUUCAUAAUGCAUUGGGUGACUUUUUUCCUACUAAAAUACACAAUUCCUGGUGUAUUAUGGUGUAUUCCUGGUGUAGUAUGGUGAACCAGGAAUUGUGUAUUUGUACACAUACAUACAUAGAUGUCCAUACAAAUGAAAACUUCAAUGUUUUACUUCACCAUAACUUUUUAUAUAAUUUGAAUGAAAGCUAAUAAUAUAUUUUUAAAAGCUAAAUAAUAUAUAAAAGCACUUAAUAACCUAGAAAAUCUACCACAGCUAGGUACCAAAAUUAUUUACAUAGAAUAUGUACAUGUAUUAAAUGGAACAACCCUACCGAUUUUAUGCUUCAGGAGCCAAUUGCCCUGAAGAAAGGGUUCUGGACACAGAGCCAGUAGUGUCCCUUUACCAGGAGCUGUUUCAUGGCCUGAAGAGUUUCUACAGAGGGCAAAGAUUGUCCGGAAGAGGGAGUUCUGUUGGCUUGUGACUCUGCAGACACACGCACAGAGUCGUUCAUUAUACCUUGUAUUUAGUUUUGACCUCUCACCUGCUUCAGUUUGGGGGAAAAAAAAUAAAUGAAACCCACAAGCAAAAGUUCCCAUCUUCAAACUGUGGACUCAAAAAGUGUUGAAUCAAAACUAAUGAUAGCCAACACCACCCUCCUGGUUUAAUAAAGUUGCUGCUAGCACUAAAGGAAAGAUAAAUUAUGCUUUUGUUAAUUGAAUAUUUUUAAAUGGAAAAACAAAUGUUAUCAACAUUGAUUCCAACAUGGAUAUUUGCCCUAUCACAUGAGAACUGAUUUUUGGACUGGUUAUGUUAAAACUAUCAGUGCAUUCAGAAUUCUCUCUUCUAGCUAUUUUGAGGUACACUAUCUUCACCCUACCAUACAAUAGAACUUAUUACCCUAUUUAAUCACUACACAAUAUAUACAUAACUUCAUGCUGUAUUUCAUUCACAUUUACAUUAUUGUGUAUCAAUAAAAGAAUAAAAAUAAACUUAAAACAUUUUUUCAAUAUUUGGAAAAGAUUUUAAAACCUAUUAGAGUGCCAUUUUUGUAAAGGAUCUUUUUAGGGAAAGACAUGGUCUCAUGCUUCCUUUGUUUGCCUCCAUUUUAAAGACUUUAAUCCCUGUCUUUACCACUUUAAAAAUCCAGUGGGUGAACUCCUCAAUGACUUUUGUCAUCUUGUGUGUGUGUUGCUUAUGAGCAAUGUUCACUGGAUGGCAAGACCUGUGAUGAUACUGUGUCAGUGUAUUCUCUGUGAAUAUGUUUGUACAUACCUGAAAGCUCUAUUUACUUGUACAUAGGUGUUUGGAGGAAUGUAUCUCUGUCACAAAGAAAAGGCUUUUUCUUCCUGUCACGCCGUCUACUUCUUCGUGCUUCUACUACUGAUAAUCAACUUAUAGAAUAUCACUUUAUGUAGCUAAGUCUCUUUGGUGUGAAAAAUAAGAGUAAUAAAAUUAUUGACAAAAUAA